CUACUAUCUUAAUUUCUCAGCCUUUUCAAGUCCGUUGGUCUUCAUCACUGUCUCGGUUUUGGGAGGUUUUCAACUUGGCAAAGGCAAACUCGUUGGUCGGAAUCGUUGAUUUGGAGAAUUUCAUCUAGUUCGUGGGUGAACUACUUGUUCAAGUCAUGGAUGAUGGAGAGUUAGAUUUCUCUAACCAGGUUUUAAAGAUGAACCAAUUACUGACGAUGGAUAGUUUUUUGGAGGAUUUUCUUGGUGAUAGUCAUGCAGCAGGUACUCAAACCCAUGUUUCCAACCCAACUGAACAAGAUGCACCUGGCUCACAAAGUUAUUCUCAUCACCGUACUAAAAACCAUCCUGUCGAAGAGAAAACCACUACGGAGGAAACAGAUGGCUCUGUUGAAAUUAAAUCAAAAAAACGUGCACCGGGUAACAGGGAGUCUGUGCGUAAAUACCGCGAGAGAAAGAAAGCCCGGCAAGCUUUAAUUGAGGACGAACUUGCCAAACUGAGGAUCGUAAAUCAACAGUUGUUAAAAAGGUUGCAGGGACAAGUUGCUCUUGAGCAAGAGGUAGCUAGGUUUAAGCUUCUGCUUGUGGACAUUAGGGGAAGGAUUAAGGGCGAACUUGGGUCGUUUCCUUAUCAGAAACCAACUGCUAAGGGUAUCGCUGGUGGCAUUUCGCGGAACAUGCUCCACUCUACCUUGUCUGGGGCUUAUGAUGUGAACCAGUGCGACCUGGAAUACCCCGGGUUAGAUAAUCAAGAUGUUGACGUAUCUGCCGGAUUUCAGAACGAAGGUUUUGGGGCUUCUGAUGGUAGUUAUCUACCAUGUGUUUGGAAUAAUAAUUCAGGAUAUAAUGAGUUUCUAGAUUUUGGACAAACAAAUGUCAGGGUAACUACUAAUGUUGAUAAUGCUUCUGCUGCUUCGAAGAGGAGAAAAGGAAAGGUCUCAAACAAAAGAUCGAAUAGAUAA
Papaver somniferum (opium poppy) is the source of this 959-nucleotide messenger RNA. Its product is annotated as basic leucine zipper 19-like. Gene Ontology annotation, biological process: regulation of transcription by RNA polymerase II; DNA-templated transcription. The transcript has 2 exons. Gene Ontology annotation, molecular function: RNA polymerase II cis-regulatory region sequence-specific DNA binding; DNA-binding transcription factor activity, RNA polymerase II-specific. The record is from RefSeq and is a predicted model, not a curated record. The coding region runs from base 156 to 959 and encodes 267 amino acids. Lineage: Eukaryota; Viridiplantae; Streptophyta; Magnoliopsida; Ranunculales; Papaveraceae.